Ictalurus furcatus (blue catfish) is the source of this 7272-nucleotide messenger RNA. RefSeq names its product collagen, type XVI, alpha 1 (gene col16a1). Lineage: Eukaryota; Metazoa; Chordata; Actinopteri; Siluriformes; Ictaluridae. The record is from RefSeq and is a predicted model, not a curated record. The transcript has 69 exons. The coding region runs from base 245 to 4888 and encodes 1547 amino acids.
GAGGGGAGACGAUAGAAGUUGGACAAGAAGGAUUCCCAGGCUCUAACUUUUCCCCUUCCCCCGUUAAAAGGACUUGGGGGAAAGUGUUGAAGAGCAAAAAGUGGAUUGCACAAAAAAUAAAAAAUAAAAAAUAGAAAGAAAGAAAAACUGUUUCAAAUUCCGGACGCAUCGGCUUUUCUUUGGAUUAAUGUUGUCCUUAUUGAGUGGAUUUAUCGAUUGCUUGUAGGAGUUGAAAGAGGGAGCCAUGAGGAUCAUCUUGUGCUCCGUUGUGCUGCUGACCAUCUGGACAGGUCAUGGCGUUCGACUGGAGACUGCUAAAGGUGAGCAGUGUCCAACUCUACAGGUUGAAGACUGGAAGUUUCCGCAAACAGCCAGACACAACAUUACAGGUUUCAAUCUGGUGCGGCGCUUUUCCCUGAUGAAGAACAGUGAUGUGAAGAAGAUACGUAACCCGCGAGGGCCUAUCAUCCUACGCCUAGGAAAAGUUCGCCUCAUCCAGCCCACUGAUCAAGUAUUUCCACAUGGACUGCCUGAGGAGUUCACACUGGUCUUCACCCUGCUGUUGAAAGCCAAGGCUCUGAGGGAUAACAUCUACCUUUUUCAGAUCUCUGAUGAGCAAGGGUACCCAAAGCUCUCGCUGGACCUGAGCGGGCCGGAAGGCACGCUGGCACUGCGGACAUCCUUUGCGGAUGAGGAUGCCUCUACAACAGGGUGUGUGUUCGAUGGAGAAGGUGUAGAGUCUCUGAUGGAUCUGCGCUGGCACAAAGUAGCUCUGAGUGUGCAGAGGAGCGCGGCAUCACUUCACGUGGACUGCAGCUCUAUUGAGACGAAGCCACUGGAGUCUCGGGGCCAUGUCCCAAUAACCGGACACACGCUGAUGUUUAUGAGGGCCACCAAUGCCGCGCCUGUGGAGAUGGACAUUCAGCAGGCGGUGGUGUACUGUGACCCGACUUUGGCCAUCCAGGAAGCUUGCUGUGAAAUUCCAGGAGCUCGGUGCCCCCCAGAUGCCCCUAAGAGUCGUCGAGCAGCCGAGAACCUUGUGGAAAUUCUACCCAACCCUUUCAGCCAGCCAAUCCAUGGAUCAAAAGACUUGGCGGAAAAAUGUGCAGGCUGUGUGUUGAUCACUGAGGAUCAAAAUCUUGUCCAGGAAGGGGAAGCGGGUCAGCGUGGCCUGAAAGGAGAAAAAGGAGCGCGGGGUCUGGACUGCACCGGAGCUGGAGUUCCCGGUCGAUGUCCAGAAGGAGUGAAGGGGGAAAAAGGGGAGAGAGGAGAGCCGGGUCUGUCUGGAAACUGGGAGGCGGCAUUAGGAAUUAAGGGAGAUAAAGGAGAGAAGGGUGAGGUCGGAUCCCCGGGUCUCACUGGAAGUCCAGGGAAAGAUGGUCGCAGUGGAUCUAUUUGUGUUGUGGGUCCUAAAGGGCAGAAGGGAAACACAGGUCCUGUUGGUCCAGAGGGGCUUGCAGGAGAACCAGGCCUACCAGGACCUCCUGGACCUCCUGGAUUUGGCACACCAGGAAAUCCUGGGAGCCCAGGAAUACCUGGAUCAAAGGGAGAGAAUGGGGAUGCUGGGAUACCUGGGAAGGAUGGGAUGACGGGUGAUCCUGGUCCAAGAGGUCCAGGUGGCCCCAAAGGUGAAAAGGGUGACCCAUGUGAAGUUUGUCCAGUGCUUCCAAAGGAUUUGGGUGAAACCACAAUCAUUCAGGGGAAGCCUGGUCCCAAAGGAGAACCAGGAGCACCAGGCAAUGGAGUCCAGGGUUUGCCUGGCUCUCCAGGGAAAGAUGGAAAAGCAGGAGAAAAGGGAGAGCGAGGCAUAGAAGGGGCCAAAGGGGAGAAGGGCGAGUCGUGUGCUAUGUGCCCCACGAAUGGUGGUAUUUUCAGCACUCAGAAUCUUCAGAUGAAGGGGGGAGAAGGGGAGCCAGGAAUUGGACAGAAGGGAGAACAGGGAGUACCAGGUCAAAUUGGCCUGCCUGGACUCAAAGGAGGAAAGGGCGAGGCAGGAGACAAAGGCAGUGAUGGGAAAACUGGCAAGCCUGGUCCAAGAGGUCUAGGUGGCAAGGAUGGACAUAAAGGAGAAAAGGGAGAUGCUGGCCAGCUUGGAUUACCAGGGAUCAAAGGUGAAAAGGGAGACUCAUGUGGUGUGUGUUCAAAUUCCUCGGAUGAAGGGAAAAGAGACAAGACAACAUUUAAGGCACCUCAAAAGCUUCAAGGACUGAAAGGAGAUAAAGGUGAUCAGGGUUUACAGGGAGAGCCAGGACUGGUUGGAUCACCAGGAUCCCCGGGAUUGGCAGGGGAACCCGGGAAAGACGGACUCAAAGGACAGAAGGGUGAUGCCUGUGACAGCUGUCCAACACUUCCUGUGGAUUUGGAUGAUGUUGUGGGCUUACCUGGACCCAAGGGAGAGAAAGGAGAGGCAGGUGAACCUGGCAUGGGGAAAGCCGGGAAGAAAGGUGAACAAGGGCCAAGAGGUAUUCCUGGACCUGCUGGUCCAGUAGGACCUCAAGGAUUUCCUGGGAGUAUAGGACCAGUUGGACAAAAGGGUCCGAAAGGGGAAACGGGGCCUGCAGGUCCUCAGGGGCCGAUUGGCGUCAGUAUAACAGGACCCCCGGGUAGAGAUGGUUUAAACGGCCCUCAAGGAAUCCCAGGAGCAGAUGGGAGACCAGGAGCCAUUGGACCUAAGGGUGACAAGGGAGAACCAGGAGAGUGCAACUGUGCGUCUUAUACGAUUCAACAAACUGGAAGACCUGGUGUCCCUGGUGGUGGUGGCCCGGUCCCAUUCCAGCCUGGUCCUCAGGGGCCUCCAGGACCUCCAGGCCCCCCAGGACCUCCAGGGCCCCAAGGAUUUACAGGGUUCCCAGGCCCACAGGGUCUCCCUGGCAAUGAUGGCUUACCAGGGAAACCGGGUCCGCCCGGCCAAGCAAUUCCAGUAGAUACUUCCAAUAACAAAAAGACGGACUGUGGCGACUGUACCAAAGGCCUGCCAGGCGUGCCUGGUGUACCUGACACUAAGCCUGAGAAGAGAGACAUUGGCAAGCCUGGUGUUAUUUCUUUAGAUGGAUGUGAGAAGUGUCUUGAGAGGCUGCAAGAAGAGGAACCACAGAGGCCUAAUACCAACCACGGCCCUUGCCCAGGUGUGCCAGGGUCACCGGGCAUCCCAGGUCAACCUGGGAUUAAAGGAGAUCCGGGGGACAGGGGUGAAAGGGGUCCCGCUGGUCUUCCUGGAACCCCAGGUAAUAUUGGUUUCCCUGGUCCUCAAGGCCCCCCUGGACUCCCCGGUCAGCAAGGUGAGAGAGGACAGCAUGGACCUCCUGGACUGAAAGGAGAACAGGGUCCACCUGGAAAUCCUGGAUACCCAGGAACCAUGGGACAACCUGGACUUCCAGGACUUAAAGGAGAACGAGGAAGCCCUGGCACUGCAGGGCAGAAAGGAGAAUCAGGCCCACCAGGAUUUCCAGGUCAUCAGGGACCACAAGGCCCUGCUGGUCCCAAAGGAGAAGUGGGAACGUCAGGACCUAUGGGACCAAAGGGAGAUCAGGGUUUCCCAGGACCACCAGGAUUCCCAGGACAACAGGGAACUCCCGGAAUCCAAGGAAAAAUCGGUCCUGGCGGACCACCAGGACCAAAGGCAGAUCCGGGAAGUCCAGGACUUCAGGGUCCACAAGGACCUACAGGCCCUCCGGGAUCUCCUGGAGGCCCAGGAUUGCAGGGUGCACCUGGAAUGGAUGGGCUUGAUGGAAAAGAUGGAAAACCAGGGUUGAGGGGUGAUCCGGGUAUACCUGGCCCUGUCGGCCCCAGGGGAAUCCCGGGAUUCAAGGGCAUAAAAGGACACACAGGCCUUCCAGGACUAAAGGGAGAUGUUGGACCUCAAGGCCCAUCUGGAGCAGCAGGAAGACCAGGACUUGAGGGUGACCCUGGUCCACCGGGACCACAAGGACCACCUGGUGCUCCAGGACAUCUGGGUUCUGCAGGUCCCCCAGGUCCACCAGGACCAGCUGGAGCUCCCGGCACGGGUAUUCAAGGUGACAAAGGGGAGGCUGGCGAGAGAGGGCUGCCAGGAAUGCCUGGGCCUCCAGGGAUGCCCGGGCAUCCAGGACAGAUGGGAGAACCAGGCAGUGAUGGUGCCGCAGGGAAAGAUGGAGCGUCGGGUCUGCCAGGAGAAACUGGUCCACAAGGAGAGAAGGGUGAGGCAGGGGCUCAAGGCCUGAGGGGUCCUCCAGGAGAACGUGGUCGUCCUGGACCCCCAGGAGGAGCAGGAUAUCACUCUAAGGACUCUGGAAUAGGAGUAAUGGGACCUGCAGGCCCCCGUGGAGAGAAAGGAAGCCCGGGAACACCUGGACAGUCCGGAUCUCCUGGAGCACCAGGAAUGCCAGGAAACGAUGCUGUUGUCAACUAUGAUGAGGUCAAGUCUUUCAUCAGACAGCAGGUUAUCAAGAUCUUUGAUGAGCGAAUGGCCUAUUACAUGUCGCGCAUGCAGAUGCCAGUGGAAAUGGUAGCACCCCCAGGCAGACCUGGACCCCCAGGCAAAGACGGCACUCCAGGAAGAGCAGGAUCUCCAGGGCUUCCAGGCCGUCCAGGACAGAUCGGCCGAGAGGGUAGACAAGGACCUAUGGGCCCUCAUGGUCCUCCAGGUGUCAAGGGAGAGAAAGGAGAUAAAGGUGUGGGAGAGAUGGGAGACAGCGGACCCCCUGGUGCUCCCGGUGUUCCAGGACCCCCUGGUUAUGGUAAAAUGGGACCACCAGGCCCGACAGGUCAACAGGGCAUUCCUGGAAUUCCUGGACCACAAGGACCCCCUGGAUCAAAGGGCAAUGAUGGCCGUUGCCAUCCAUCUGACUGCAUGAGUGCACCUGUGGAUUACAGCCCCAAGGGCCCACAAAUGAAAGGGCCCAUGUACUAGAGAGAGUAUGCGAGAGUGAGGGGAAAAGGGGGGGUAAGAAAAUGGGGGAAAAAAGGACAAGAGCCAAAGAUCAACAAUACCAAAUCUGUUUGCUAAAUGCCUUUGGUGGGGAACCAGUGGAGCUAAAGGGCAUUUCUGUCAAAAUAAACAUGGCUGGGCCAGAUUGGCCUAUAAGCUAUUUUUAAAGAGUACCCCAUGCCAAAAUUUUCUCUGCAACUACAAGUGCUAAUGCUAGUGAAGCCUCUCUCUCUGAUUUCAACUUUCUCUUUACUGAUGCUUGACUGAAAACUCCUGGAUUAAGGAGACUGAGCACACACAGCUUUCCCUUCUGGACUAUCACUACCUUGAACAUAUGAUCAUUGCUUCACUGGUCAUGAUGGUGUUGUCUCUUUAAUUUCAGCCAUUAAGCUGGUUUCACACUGUUCCCAGAAAAUUCACAGCUGUGAUUUGAAACACAUUAUCUUUGGUGCGAUGCGCACAAGAUCAUCUAAAGUUCAAAUGGUUUCAACUUUUGCGUGACACUUUGCUGUGCAUGGCCAUUAGCAGGGCAGGAGGCAUGGUAUUUUGCUCAGGGAAAGAUGGGAGAAGUAAUAAAAUGUCGUCUUCUUUCUCUACAGAGAGCUGCGUCCACUUUUGUGCCCAACCUGGCGCAACACUAUCCAUUUGUCACAACCGCAUCCACCAACACACAUCACAGUGUGAAGCCAGCUUGAUUCUUUGCCAAUGUUUACUGUUUGCAUGAUCUUUUUUAGUACGGAAAUGCUUUCGCAAAUUAGUUUUCCAGGUUUUUGUUGGGUUUUCAUGGCAGCUGCUGAAAUUUGCGCAAUUUUAUUAUUACCAUAAUGUCCCAUAACUGACUUGAUCUCAAAGAAAUGAUCUCACAUUUGAUUCAGGCCAGAUAUUGUAGCCUAUUUGAAAUUUCUAAAUUCUCCAUUCUUCUAGCAUUAUGAUGUAGCUUGAUGUAAAGGUACAAAUGAGAUAUAAUUAUUCCUGUUUCCUUUGAGGCCUUGUGUUGUACAUAUUUGUAUUUAUAUGUAAUGGCUUUUUUUUUAUGAUACAUUUUUAAUAGAUUGGCAUCAGCAUUUCAGUCCUUAUUUUUGCAUUAUCAUCUCAGAUAAUGUGGUAUUUGCAAUAGCACUGCAAAAGUAGAUUUUUGUAAAUUGGUUGAAUUUAUAUAAAUUGAAGUUAAUAAUAACUUGGAUUUCAUGUUUCCUAAACCAUGAUAUUUAUUUGAGUUUGAUGUCGGGUGUCUCUCUGCGACCUUGUACAUCGACAUUCCAGAGCUCCUCCACUUUUUAUAUCUUUUAAACUUGAAUUUAUAUAUUUUAAUAUAGUCAACCACUUUCAGGUUAAAAAAAAAAAAAUUGCUCCUUCUGGAUAGAGAUUCAUUCGCUUUUGACAUGCGCUCAUCAUCUAGAAUUUUCUCAGCUCCUCGUCUAACGUGCGAAAGCCGUGUGCUUCACAGUCAUCUAUGGUUUAGAGUUUUCAUCCCAUAAUCUAAAAGCUUUUCUGAUCCCAUGCCACUCAGCACAUUGCUGUGUCAGCCAGGCUCCAACGAGAUACAUUUACCAUCAGCACUUCAUCCUCUCUGUCAGACCUUCACAAAGUGUGUGUGUGUGUGUGUGUGUGUGUUUCUGUAUCUAUACUUGUGUAUGUACCUAUCAGAUGACCAGAUUUCUUCAUAUAUGUAGUUAAAUUACUAAAGUAGCCACUAAUCAGGUUUGUUUCUCCCUUCAACUAUGUAAAGUAAAGUGAUGUGUAUUAUUUUUCAAGAUCAAUGCAAGGUCAUUACAAGUACAGCGUGUGUGUGAAUGUGUGUGGUUUGAUGGGUUGUCAGAUUUUCUCAUAUCUGGGAGUACUUAAAGAUGCACUAUGUAAGAAUAAAAGUUAAUAGAUAUGCAUCCAUGUUUUAUAGCAAAAAUACAAAUACAUUCCACUUUUUGUUUGUGAAUGGUCAGUGCUCAUGUAAUAUUUUUAUAAAUCCUAUCACUAUUAGAAACUGACUUUGGGAAAUCCAAAUGAAAUAUACUAAUAGUAUAGUGUAUACUAUAAAAUUCCUGCAUGGUGCAUCUAUAAAUCCAUCUGUUGUGUCAUUAAUGUCACCGUCAACGUUGUACUUCACGUUCAUAUGAUGAAUUUCAGUGAAAUUCAAGAGUUUACAUUAUUAUUUACAUGAUUAUGGCAACCAAAGCCUUGUCCACAGUAAAUGGCUGUUUGUCCUUUCAUUUUUAAAUGCUUUAUAAUAGCCUACAAAGAAGCAAUUUAAAAAGAAAUGCCACCAUUACAUAUAGAUCCAUUUGUGUCAUUCAUGUGUUAGCUGUUUUUGUGCAUUUUUUUUUUUAUAGAAAACCAAGAAAAGCAAUAAAGUUCUUUUUUUUAAAGCA